Molecule: messenger RNA, 3445 nt
Organism: Rubroshorea leprosula
Lineage: Eukaryota; Viridiplantae; Streptophyta; Magnoliopsida; Malvales; Dipterocarpaceae
Source: the annotation of a GenBank genome assembly
CCAUCUUCUAUACAAUAUUGAAACCAUCAUUAUGAGGGAAACUUUUUGUGCUAUGCUCUUUCUUGUUGCGGUAUUGUUCUUUGGAGCUGCAGAGUUCUGUUUCGGUCGGAACGUGAGCUUUAGCUGUAUGGAAAAGGAGAGAGAAGCCCUCUUGAAGUUCAAACUUUGUUUCCAUGAUCCAUUGCAUAUGUUAUCUUCUUGGAAAGGCAAUGACUGUUGUGAAUGGAGAGGAGUAGGCUGUGACAAGAAUAGCGGAUAUGUUGUCUCGCUUCAACUCAGGGGAUCGAUAUUUGAUCAAUCUCAUUGGUACUCUAUUGAUGAUCAACAACCUCAAUUGUACUUGAUUGACGAUGUAGAGGAGGUUGUUUCAAGUUUGCUCAAGUUGAGAUACUUGGAACACCUGGACUUGAGCAGAAAUAAUUUCAGUUUUAAUUUUAUUCCACCCUCCUUUGGCUUGAUGAAGCAGCUGAGGUACCUAAAUCUCUCUAAUAUGCAGUUUAGAGGAAGAAUUCCUGAUGAACUUGGAAAUCUUACAAGGCUUCAUGUUCUUGAUCUUUCUCAAGAUUAUUAUGAGAGAGGUCUCUUUCAAUAUUAUUAUGGGAGAUUGAAGGUUGAUGGUGACAUUCAGUGGAUUUCUUGUCUCUCCUCUUUGCAACGACUUUAUAUGAAUGGAGUAAAUCUAAACCAUGCAUCAUCAAACUUGUUCCAGGUACUUGGAAUGCUUUCUUCAUUAUCAUGGUUAAGUCUGUCAGAUUGUAGUCUAAAAAUUUCUCAUCUACCAUCUCACAACCAUCCCCUUAAUUUUACAUUUCUUGGAAAUAUUCAGCACUUUGAUAUUUCAUGGAACUCUUUUCAUGGUGCAAUGCCUAUAUUUCUCCAAAAUAUGACUUCAUUGACAUUUCUUGAUGUGAGUGAAGUAAAUCUAAGCCUUACAUCAUCAAACUUGUUUCAAGAAUUGGGCAUGCUUCCUUCACUAUCAUGGUUAAGUUUGGCAAGCUGUCGUCUCAAAAAUUAUCACUUGCCAUCUCACAACCAUCCCUUUAAUUUUACAUUGCUUAGCAAUAUUCAGCACUUAGAUAUUUCAUGGAACUUUUUCCAAGGUCCAAUACCUAUAUUUCUCCAAAACAUGACCUCCUUGACAUUUCUUUAUCUUUCUUUCAAUCAACUGAGUGGGAGUAUUCUAGAUAGUAUCAGGCACCUUUCUAAGUUAGAAAGCAUAGAUCUUUCUUGCAAUCAAUUGAGUGGGAGUAUUCCAUAUAGCAUCUGGCAACUUUCUAAGUUAGAGAGCAUAGAUCUUUCUGGCAAUCAAUUAAGUGGGAGUAUUCCAAAUAGCAUAUGGCAACUUUCUCAGUUAAAGAGUAUAGAUCUUUCUGGCAAUCAAUUGAGUGGAAGUAUUCCAGAUAGCAUCUGGCAACUUUCUAAGUUAGAGAGGAUAAUUCUUCCUGGCAAUCAAUUGAGUGGGAGUAUUCCAAAUAGCAUUGGGCAACUUUCUAAGUUAGAGAGCAUUUAUCUUUUUGGUAAUCAAUUGAAUGGGAGUAUUCCAGAUAGCAUCGGGCAACUUUCUGAGUUAGAGAGCAUGUAUCUUUUUGACAAUCAAUUGAGUGGGAGUAUUCCAGAUAGCAUUGGGCAACUUUCUAAGUUAGAGAGCAUUGAUAUUUCUUUCAAUCAAUUGAGUGGCAGUAUUCCAGAUAGCAUUUGGCAACUUUCUAAGUUAGAGAGGAUAGGUAUUGCUAGCAAUCAAUUGAGUGGAAGUAUUCCAGAUAACAUCAAGCAACUUUCUAAGUUAGAGAGCAUGUAUCUUUAUAGCAAUCAAUUGAGUGGGAAUAUUCCAGCUAGCAUUGGGCAGCUUUCUAAGUUAAAGAGCAUUGAUCUUUCUUACAAUCAAUUGAGUGGGAGUAUUCCAUAUAGUAUCGGGCAACUUUCUGAGUUAGAAAGCAUUGAUCUUUCUGACAAUCAAUUGAGUGGGAGUAUUCCAGAUAGCAUUGGGCAACUUUAUAAGUUACAGAACAUAGGUUUUUCUGGCAUUCAGUUUGGAACAAGAUUUCCUGAUUGGCUUCUAUUGCAUAAGACAAUAAUCAUGCUUGAUCUCUCUAAUGCUAGCAUCUCAGGUCCUUUGCCAGAAAACAUCAAUCAUAUGAUGCCAAUGUUGCAGGGAUUAUAUCUUGCAAAUAACCUCAUGAACGGUUCAAUUCCAAAGUCAUUAUGCAAUUCAAAAUCCUUGGAAUAUCUUGAUCUCUCAAACAAUAUGUUCUCUGGAAGUAUUCCUAAUUGUUGGAGAAAUGAUCAACCAUUGUAUUUUAUUGAUCUAUCUUCUAACAAUCUCUCAGGUUUAUUUCCAAGCACAAUAGAGUUGCUUUCCUUAUUUGUACUACACUUGAACAACAAUAGUCUACAUGGGGAACUACGUGUGGCCUUGAAAAACUUCACUUCUUUAAUGGUUUUGGAUUUGGGUGAAAAUAAAUUUUCUGGAAAUUUAACAAGCAUGGUAGAGGGUGAGAUCAGCAAUCACUCUUUAAAAAUUCUCCGACUACGAAAAAAUUUGGUUUCUGGUUAUAUUCCUUCGAAACUAUGCUUUCUCUCUCAAUUGCAAAUUCUAGAUCUUGCAGAUAACAAUUUGACAGGAAGGAUUCCUCCUUGUAUUGGUAAGUUUCCAAUUAUGCUGAAUGCAACAGGAUUGAUCAAUAGCAUGAAUGAAGCAUAUUGGUCUUGGGCGCAUUUGUUUGAGGUUGUGAAAGGGAGAUACCUUGAGUAUACAAGGAGAACCCUUGGACUCGAGAGUAGUAUAGAUCUUUCGAGUAACAAUCUAAUAGGAUUCAUACCAGAGGAGUUCAUUUUCCUUAGGGAUUUGCACAUUUUGAAUUUGUCUUGGAAUCAUCUCUCAGGACAAAUCCCUGAGAAAAUUGGACAAAUGGAGAAUUUGGAAUCUCUUGAUUUCUCCCAAAAUGGCCUCUCAGGAAUAAUCCCAAAGAGCAUCUCAAGUUUAACCAAGUUAAGCCACCUCAACUUGUCCUACAACAACUUGUCAGGGCCAAUUCCAACAGGCUAUCAGCUCCAAACACUCGAAGAUUUAACCAUUUACAUCGGUAAUCCUCAACUCUGUGGAUCUCCACUCUUGAAGAAAUGCUCAAAUGAUGUACUACCUCCACCAACCAACAACUUCAAGGACAACGAUGAUGGUGCACUUGAAAGAAUGUGGUUUUACCUUAUCGUGAUGUCAGGCUUUGCAAUUGGAUUCUGGGGAGUUGUUGGAACUUUGAUUUUUGUGAAAAGUUGGAGAUAUGCUUAUUUUCAAUGGGUGGAUGAUAUCAAACAUUGGAUCCUUGUGAUUGUAACAUUAAAGAUGGCAUGAUUCAAAAAGAUGUUGAAUGGUAACCCAAGUAAUUAGUGAGUUAUAUAUGAAGUAUAUUGUUGUUACUACAUUUAUUAUUAAACUAGUUGGACAACC